AUGUAUUUUUUAUGUGAAACGUUACUAAUAGAUGGCGAGCUGGGUCCUACGCGAGCGGUUACUACAGUAGUAUUGAUACACGCCGAAUUCGUGAUCGCAAAUUCAGCCGAUAUUGGACCAAUGCCGAAAUGGGAUUUCAGAGACAAGGCGCGCGUGCUGCUUGGCGAGGGCUGGGAGCGCGAGGGCCGGCGCGUGCGCAACUAUAUCGUGCAUCCUGAGUAUAGCGAGACUAUCAACAGUAUUGCCAUUGUACACCUGAGACAGCCCGUGCGAAACGUUAAAGUAAUAACGCCGAUAUGCCCUCCCCCUGAACGGCUUCGAAGGUCACACAUUUGGAUACUGAAGUUCGACGAAGAAUUAAGUUCACUGAGGAAGGAGGUGCUACCUGCAGUUACCGUGCCCGCUGACAAUUGCCGCGAAUUCUACAUAUUGAAAAAUUUGAACGAGGCUCGCCGGCGACCGUCGUACGUCAAAUGCGCGGUGGCGAUGAAGAAGCCCUGGCCUUGCGUGUGGGGCGCGGGCUCCGUGCUUGCUGAGCGCGACGUAUGGGGGCGCUGGAGGCUGCUGGGCUUGGGCGUGUACGGUCCCGGUUGCGGCGCGAUGUCCCGCUUCUUGGACAUGCAGCGCUAUUACCUCUGGAUCGAAGAUUGCCUGGACAAAUUCCAGCGUAUAACAAUCUCGCAAAUACACCAGCACAAAUAUGUAUUGCGCAGUGGUGUCGCUUUCGGGUCGGUAAUGCGUUUUGGCGAAUGCGACAAUUAUGAGAAACAAAAUGUCAUCUUCCGCAAUAGUUUCCAGCUGAUAACCGAUAACAACAACAUGGGGACUUACAAGCACAACGUGACGAUAUACGACUCCGUGCGGUACACGUGUGUGGUGUUUCAACUGAGACACGCGUCCGCGUCAGCUGAACUGCGUGUGCGCCACUUUUGUCCCCGUGGAGAUCGUAGAGUCUCUUGCUAUGCGUACAGAGGUACACGGUUUGACGUGGCGGUGGACGUAAUGUUCACGGCGGGGUGCUUUCUGGACAUCACUGCGUACGGACUCCAAAUAAACAUGUCGCUGGUGGACAUUGAAGAGUGGAAAUGGGAAGAGGGCACCUACUACGAAGAUUUCAGACUGAUGCCAUCGGAGUAUCGAGGCCCCGCGUUUCAGACGCAGUAUGGUUUAGAAUCGUUGGCCGAAGACCUGUGGGUUCCAGACUAUGACCGGUGGUCCACCACGCCCUACUCCAUCGAUAUACCUGAGACACGUCCAACUGCGGUGGCGGAUGACGAACAAUACCUACAGAGUUAUGAAUUUAAGGCGACAACUCCCACUACGCAGAAGCCUACUAAAAAAAUAUUAAAGUUUGAGAGGACGACGCCACCUCCACCACCAGAAUGGCGUAAGUUCUACAGUUUUAAGACUGGGUCGACCGUCCAGUCCAGUGACGCCUCAAUAGGGGACAACGAGGACCGGAUUAAAGCAGACAUUCUUGCGAGACAUCAUACUGACAAGAAUUUUAGCAAUUUCUGGAAGCAGACGAGUAGGAUGGGUCCUAGGUCGAGCCUUCCCGUGAAUGUGAUGGGUGAAAGUAAUCCGGAAAAGAUAGCGGAACUGUUCAAAGCCCAUUUCAAAGUCGAGUCGCCGCUGGGAUCGUCAAGGGAUCCGCCCAUGUCGGUGCAGCUUGGUUCUAGAACGCCUAUAAGGUUUGCAGCCGGUGAGGUGAAAGCAGCAGUGAAGGGCAUGACCCGCGGAAAGUCACCUGGACAUGAUUCCCUUAGCAUAGAACAUCUCCAGUACCGGGGAUCAUUUGCCUAG
This is a messenger RNA of Cydia strobilella, 1803 nucleotides long. RefSeq lists its product as uncharacterized. The transcript is spliced from 14 exons. Lineage: Eukaryota; Metazoa; Arthropoda; Insecta; Lepidoptera; Tortricidae. Gene Ontology annotation, molecular function: serine-type endopeptidase activity. Gene Ontology annotation, biological process: proteolysis. The coding region runs from base 1 to 1803 and encodes 600 amino acids. The record is from RefSeq and is a predicted model, not a curated record.